Messenger RNA from Brassicogethes aeneus, 2309 nucleotides. The record is from the annotation of a GenBank genome assembly. NCBI's taxonomy places the organism in Eukaryota, Metazoa, Arthropoda, Insecta, Coleoptera, Nitidulidae.
AUCUUGGUUAAUUAUUUAGUAAAUGAGCGACGAAUUCAAUGAGAUAUUUAAGUAGCGCCCAAAUAAGAUUAUUAAUACUAAAAUAUUAAUACCUAUAAUACACACUAAAAUAAACGUAUAAUAAUAUCAUAAAACAAGUUGUGACGCCCAUGUUUCUGACGCGUGCAGUGAAUCCACAAAUUUCAUCAAAAAGACAUGGUCGCUUGAGAAAAAUAAUGUUUUACUACAAAGUGCUUUAUGUAUUUAGUUUAAUAGCUCCUCUGCAACUUGCAUAUGCGCAAGUUGGAAAUCCGUGCAAAAUUAAAUUCAGUGGAUAUUCCGGUAUUUGCAAAAUAUCUACGGAUUGUCCCAAAGUCGAGGAACAAGCUAAACGUGGCAUAAGCCCCACAAUAUGCGGAUGGUAUGAACUGACAACCCCAAUUGUUUGUUGCGAAGAUAGUAAUUCAUUUAGCUCCCAGCCAAACAGUUUGGACCCCAUAUCAUUUCCUGAACAACCUACUAGACCUGUAAACAAAAAACCGGGCGGAAAUAAGAGAAAAAGCGAAGAGAAAUGUCAAGAAUACAGCCAAUCGAUAACAUCGACCGUACAGGCUAUUCCCUUGCUUACAGAAACAGAACCAAUAAACAUAAACAUAGCAAAAUGCGACUAUAACAGCGUAGCCCUUAUUGUGGGUGGCAAACCCGCUGGAAUAGGCGAAUUUCCUUUUAUGGCCGCGAUUGGUUUUGAAGGCGACAACAAAAUUCUAUGGAACUGUGGAGGAACUCUGAUAAGUGAUAAAUUCGUACUGACCGCGGCCCACUGCACCUUUUCUAGGGACUACGGAGAUCCAAAAGUGGUCCGUUUGGGCGACUUAGACUUGACCCGUACAGACGAAGGAUCAGAUCACGUUGACUACGACAUUUCCCGCAUAAUAUCACAUCCCAAGUAUGUCCCAAAUGUAAAUUAUUACGACAUCGGUCUUCUUGAAUUAAACAGGAAAGUAAAAAUAACGCAGUUCAUACGACCAGCGUGUCUUCAUAGUAAAAGAAGAAUUGACGAGAGAAUCGCAGUGGCUACAGGUUACGGGGCUACAGAUUAUACUGCAGAAAAUGCUAAUAAGUUAAUGAAAGUGUCGUUGAAUAUUUAUGAUAACAAUCUAUGUGCUAGGGCUUUUAAUACGGAGAAAAAACUGCCUAGGGGUAUUACAGAGAACAUGUUAUGCGCUGGGGAACUGGAAGGGAACAAGGACACUUGCCAGGGUGAUUCCGGAGGUCCUUUGCUGGUGACCCAAAAGGACAACCAGUGCAAAUUUUUCGUGGUGGGUAUAACGUCGUUUGGAAGACUUUGCGUGUUGGUUCAAAAAAUCGCUUAUGGGCAAGUGGGUGAAAACUGCCUAAUACAUUUGAGUGGAGGUAUACAUGGUACUUGCAAAUACGCGGCCGAUUGUCCCAAGGCUGUGGAACAAGCAAAGCACGGUAUAAGACCUCAUAACUGCGGAUUUGACGAUCUCACGCCUAUUAUUUGCUGCGAAGAUGAUGACUCGUUUUUCUCAAAACCGCGCAGUUUAAACGAGCCCGAGAAACGUAUAUGCGAGGAGAAAUGUCAUGAAUAUAGUAAAUCAGUAACAAAAACCAUAAAAGGAUUGUCUUUACUACCGAACGCUGAAAACUCAAAUAUUGAGGGUUCGAAAUGUGAUUUUAAUAAAAUACCGUUUAUAAUUGGAGGAGAACCGGCUGAAGAGGGGGAAUUCCCUUUUAUAGCGGCCCUGGGCUACAAAAUAGAAGACAAAAUAGAAUGGUUAUGUGGCGGAAGUCUAAUAAGCGAAAAAUUUAUAUUGACUGUAGCGCAUUGCAUAUACUCGUCCAAUGGUAUUCCCAAGCUAGCGCGUUUGGGUUAUACCAACCUUAAAAAUCCAAACCCGAAUAUACACCAUGCAGAAAUAAAAAUACUUCGAACGAUAGAACAUCAAAAAUACGACCCCAAGUUUAACUAUAACGAUAUUGCUUUAUUGGAGCUAGAAACACCUAUAGAAUUUUCCAAAUAUAUCAGACCAGCUUGUCUGCAGCCAAUAAGAGAGUUCAACGAGUCUUUAGCCACGGCUAUAGGUUAUGGCAUAAAUAAUUUUUUUGAAGAAACCAAAUCAGACGACCUACUCAAAGUUGGAUUACACGUUUAUAAUAAUUCUGUGUGUGAUAAUGUUUUUAAAUCCGAUAAACAUGUGCCUAAUGGACUCACUUCUUUCGGAAAAUACUGCGGAUUCAACAAACCCGCCAUCUAUACAAGAGUGUCGGAAUAUUUGGACUGGAUUGAGGAUAUUAUAUGGAAAUAA